AUGGGGAAGGUUCCCGAAUCCAAAACAAGUGAGAGUGCCGCGACGACUGCUAUAUCGCUGUUUAUAAACAAGGUAGAGAUCGCGGACAUGUGGUCGUUGGACGUUCUGGGAAUACGCGAUCCGAUCGAGACGAAAACACAAAAGGAAAAAGAUGACGAGAUGCAAGAAGCUUUUCUGAAAACCGUGCGAGUUAACGAAGAGGGGCGGUACGAGAUACAGUUGCCGUGGUUGCCGAGUCACCCUGCUUUGCCACGUAAUAAGGAGACGGCUAUGCGUCGGUUGCAGUCUACGGAACGAAAAUUGAAGGCCGACAAUCUGUAUGCGGAGUACGAUGCUGUUUUCAACGAAUGGCUGGCGGAGGGAAUCAUCGAGCGUGUCCCGGUGCAAGAAGAAGAUGAUGGGGGCUAUUAUCUACCUCACCGACACGUGGUCAAGGAGGGCAGCACGACGAGAAUUCGACCGGUGUUCGACGCAUCAGCCAAGGAGCGGACGUCGCCAUCGCUCAACGAGUGCCUUCAUAAGGGUCCAAAUUUGAUAGAAUUGAUCGCGUCCAUUCUUUUGCGCUUUAGGGAAAAUAAAAUCGGAGUAAUAGCUGAUAUUAAAAGGGCUUUUUUGCAAAUCAGUAUCGAUAAAAGAGAUCGAGAUUUCUUGCGUUUCUUAUGGUACGAUGCAGGAGGAAAUAUAAUUGUUUUUAGACAUUGUAGAGUCGUGUUCGGGGUUACCUCGAGUCCCUUUAUUCUGAGCGCGAUUCUGAACUUUCAUUUGAAUAAUUAUGCGAAGUCUGAUAACGAUGUUUCGAUAAAUAGUAAAAGAUUGUUAGAAAGUUUUUACGUUGACAAUUCAGUAACUAGUGUGAAUACGCGAGAAGAUUUGAAUAACUUCAUCCUAGACGCAAAAAGACUGAUGAACAUGGCUGGUUUUGACCUUCGAGGGUGGGAGUAUAGCGAUGAUAAUUCCCAAGACAACCAGACAGUAGUAUUAGGCGUUACCUGGGAUAAAAAGGCUGACACGUUAGCGAUAAAAAUACCAGAUUUUCCAGAGUUACACGCUUCGAAAAUGACGAAAAGAAAGAUUCUUUCGGCGGCGCACCGUAUUUUUGAUCCAUUAGGUUUUGUAUGUCCUGUUAUGCUGUGCCCACGAAUUCUGUUACAGGAAACCUGGAGUGAAAAUUUAAAGUGGGAUGAUGAAGUUCCAGACAAGUUAAAGAAUAGAUUUACGAAGUGGUUGGAAGAUUUGAAGGAGCUUAAUAAGAUUAGAAUUACACGAUGUAUUUUGGGACAAAUAUCUGAGUCGGAUAACGUAAGUUUGCACAUAUUCUGUGAUGCUAGUAAAGACGCGUAUGCCACAGUUAUUUACAUUCGCGUGGAAAAUUUUGAGGGUGUAAAGGUUCACUUUGUACAAGCGAAAACGCGAGUUGCGCCUGCUAGAAAAGGUAAUACGGAUGCGCGAACCAGUAUACCGCGUUUGGAGUUGUUAGCAGCGACAAUAGGCGCCAGAUUAGCGAGAAAUGUAUUAGAUGCGCUUCAUUUUAAAACGCUUAAACUCUUUUAUUGGACCGACUCCUCGACUGUGUUAGCAUGGAUCCAAAGAGAAUGUAAUUGGGCAACGUUUGUGUAUAACCGAAUAAAAGAGAUACGUAUGCUAUCGGAUCCCGCGUGUUGGUAUCAUGUACAGGGUCGUUUGAAUCCCGCAGACUUACCAUCGAGAGGAUGUACGGCGAAACAAAUUAUGUCUGCGAGAUGGUGGGAGGGACCCGUGUGGCUAUAUGAGACGGCAGAUAAAUGGCCAAUGUGUAGAGAAUUGUCGUGCGAUGAAGACGAAAUCAGUAAAGAGUUAAAAAGAACCGCGAUAAACAAAAAAUCUGUUUGUACUCUCGUAGCGUUAGAAGGAAAGGGUGCGGAAGAGAACGAAUUUCUCAGUAGAUUUUCUAACUUUGCAAAAAUGAUAAGAGUGUUUGC
This is a messenger RNA of Vollenhovia emeryi, 1958 nucleotides long. RefSeq lists its product as uncharacterized. The record is from RefSeq and is a predicted model, not a curated record. Lineage: Eukaryota; Metazoa; Arthropoda; Insecta; Hymenoptera; Formicidae. The annotation marks the transcript as partial. The transcript has a single exon.